UUCGUUUGGCAAAUGGGAUAUUAUCUGAUGACUUCAUCCAUUUCUAUAUAUAUAUAUAUAUAUAUGUAUGAUAUGAUGGCUUAUUGCAUUAGAUACCCUCCUCCAUUUUUGUUGCUGAAGGCGGAAAGCUCGGAACUCGUCGUCUCACAGAGUUUUGGCAACAGUGGAGUGAGUAUCACAAUUUGUCCGAUGAUUUUGACAAAAAUGAGACUCUUGGGUGGAAUGCUCCUCCACGGCCCAUCAAAUAUGAGAUUGCGCCACUCGUCAAUGCACUCGCCUUCCUUGAGGGAAAUUCCAAGCAGACUCAUCUGCUCGGCCAGAAAACCAUUCACCAUGGCUGCAUUUGCGACAGCAGAAGCGGUUGAUAACAAUGCGGAACUAAUAGCAAGCGGUGACCUACGUUGUUUGCAACCCAUGUUCCAAAUCUAUGGCCAAAGGCGUUGCUUCUCGGGACCAAUCCUUACCCUAAAGGUCUUUGAGGACAAUGUACUUGUCAGAAGCCUCCUCGAGUCAAAAGGGGAAGGUCGAGUCCUGGUCAUAGAUGGUGGUGGAAGCAUGAGGUGUGCCCUUGUUGGUGGGAAUCUCGGGCAGUUGGCUCAGAACAACGGGUGGGGCGGGAUCGUGGUGAACGGAUGUGUCAGGGAUGUAGACGAGAUCAAUGGCUGUGAUAUCGGUGUCAGGGCAUUAGGGUCUAAUCCAUUGAAGUCAUCUAAGAAGGGGCAUGGUGAGAAACAUGUCCCUGUACACAUUGGAGGAACUCUGAUCAAAGAUGGAGAGUGGCUUUAUGCUGACAGUGAUGGUAUCUUGAUCUCUAAGACUGAACUCUCUGUCUAAUACAGAAGGUCUGGGUUUCUGUAUACCUUGUCUUUGGAGUUUAUGUUGCUCUCCGAGGAAUGGAGGAUAAUAAGUUUGGACAGUGUUGUAAUGAAAUCUCAAUUGAAGGGUGAAAUGAUUGGCAAAUA
This is a messenger RNA of Tarenaya hassleriana, 962 nucleotides long. RefSeq names its product putative 4-hydroxy-4-methyl-2-oxoglutarate aldolase 3. The record is from RefSeq and is a predicted model, not a curated record. The transcript has 3 exons. Gene Ontology annotation, biological process: regulation of RNA metabolic process. Gene Ontology annotation, molecular function: ribonuclease inhibitor activity. Lineage: Eukaryota; Viridiplantae; Streptophyta; Magnoliopsida; Brassicales; Cleomaceae. Bases 13 to 834 code for a protein of 273 amino acids.